AGAUGGAGUGAGGCUCAUCACAUUAGCCCUCUUUUUUGCAUUGAGUCGUCACGGGGAGGAGUCAGAGGGUGAGUAAAGGACACAGAGUGGGCGGGGCCAACAGAGGAGACAGAGUGAGGAGGAGAGAGGCAUCGUCUCACUGAUGCUGAGUCACAUAGCAGAUAGAUCUCUGCUACAUCCCAUGAAUCUGAGGAAUAAUGGAGGAGCUUGAACACACCUGCCCUCAUCCCCGAACGACUCUCAUCGAGCCUGCCAUUUUUGCCAGGGAGACCAGCUGCGACUGUCGAGCACCUCACGAAAAGCUCACCAUUGAGCAGGCCCGCAGAGGCACCCCAGUUGACCGGCCUGUCAGAGUCUAUGCAGAUGGCAUCUUUGACCUGUUCCACUCUGGACAUGCUCGCGCUCUCAUGCAGGCCAAGAACCUUUUCCCCAACACCUACCUGCUAGUCGGAGUUUGCAGCGAUGAGCUGACUCACAAAUACAAAGGCUUCACGGUCAUGACGGAGCAGGAACGGUAUGAAGCGCUGAGACAUUGCCGCUAUGUUGAUGAAGUUUUGAGAGACGCGCCAUGGACUCUUACACCAAAGUUUCUGGAUAAGCACAAGAUUGACUUUGUGGCUCAUGAUGACAUCCCAUAUUCCUCAGCAGGAAGUGAGGAUGUCUAUAAACACAUCAAAGAGGCAGGGAUGUUUGUGCCCACACAAAGAACGGAGGGAAUCUCAACUUCUGACAUAAUCACUCGAAUUGUUCGAGACUAUGAUGUCUACGCCCGCCGCAAUCUUCAGCGUGGUUACACAGCUAAGGAGCUUAAUGUCAGCUACAUCAACGAGAAGAAGUACCGGCUACAGAACCAAGUAGACCGCAUGAAAGAAAAAGUUCGCACAGUUGAGGAAAAGAGCAAACAUUUUGUUUGCCGCGUGGAGGAGAAAAGUCACGACCUGAUUCAGAAAUGGGAGGAGAAAUCUAGAGAAUUCAUUGGCAACUUCCUAGAACUUUUUGGACCUGAUGGGACAUGGAAACAAGUGCUUCAGGAACGCAGCGGCCGUAUGCUGUCCUACGCUCUGUCCCCUAGAGAGUCGCCCUGCAACAGUCCUCCCCGUGAACUGUCCCCCCUGCGAUCUCCCUCACCUCCGUCCCCCCCGGCUCGCUGGCACAACGCACGGCCUUCGCCCCCCACCUCCCCUAAAGGAGCAUCCGCCUCCAUGAGCAGCAUGAGUGAAGGCGAUGAGGAUGAGAACUAGACUGGCUUCCCAAAUGCAUCCUGACACACAUUUUCACUCCCAGCACACUGCCUGGAAAUUCCUCACAAAAAAAACAAAAAAACAACUACACACGGAGACUUGCUGGAAACUGUAAUAAUAAAAGAGCUUCAGUCUUUCUGAACAGGUGACCAACGAUAGAGGAAAUGUUGUUUUUGAGCUGCAGGGUACAAAGCCAUCAAUGUCUCUGAUGUCUGGACAACCAAGCAGAGGAAGAGGAGAUUGGGAGGAAGAGGAAAUUUGACCUAUGAACCCAGAAUCUCAUAGACGACUAUAAAUCCCUUGCAAUAUAUUUAAGGGGGGUUUGCCUUGGACUGUCCAGCACUGACCGAGACUCUCAAAAGUCCUGCUUAGUACAUCACUGCAUUUUUUUUUGUCUUUUUGUGUCAAUUCAUUUCAAGAUGUUGUUUAUUUAUUAAAUACUACAUGUGGAAUAGAUAGAAAGUUACAGAAAAGCGUUGUCUGCAUUUUUUUAAUAAGAAAGAAAAAUCACCUACGCUUUUUAAUAAGAUUGUUACUCCAUUAUUUAACUCAAACCUGUGUAAAAACGUUUAGAAUAAUUUUCUUUGUAUAAACAUACCAAAACCAAAAGGGAAAAUUAAAAGUUCACUAUGUCUUCUUAGAAAUCCCAAUGUGGAAAAAAAUUGCAUGCAGAGCUUUGAGCAUAUUGUAAAACUUACAUUACUAAAUUUUUCAAGUAACAAGAAAAAAAUACUAUAAUAUAAUAAAACUGUGCUCUACAUGCUUUUUUUCAGACCUGGAAGUGGCGGUAAAAACCAAAACCAAAUUCUUUUGUGUUCUUGAAUGUAAAAAAUAAAACUGGACAGUAAAAGUUAUCUUUAUCCGAGGUCAAAUAGUAAAUAUCGUCAGCUGCAGCAACCAAUAAAACCUGCUGCUUUUCAUCUGUCAAACUGACGCAGAUGACUUCUUACCCUGACGUCUACUGUUAACGAAAACACGACAAGUCUGCCUACUUGAAUUUAAAAAAAAAUACCUAAGAUAGUCAGAGAAAUGUUUGUCCUGUUUCCUUUUUUAAAUAAAACAUGCAAAUUGUUUUUGCUCAACUUUA
Oryzias latipes (Japanese medaka) is the source of this 2328-nucleotide messenger RNA. RefSeq names its product phosphate cytidylyltransferase 1B, choline a (gene pcyt1ba). The record is from RefSeq and is a predicted model, not a curated record. Gene Ontology annotation, biological process: CDP-choline pathway. Lineage: Eukaryota; Metazoa; Chordata; Actinopteri; Beloniformes; Adrianichthyidae. Gene Ontology annotation, molecular function: phosphatidylcholine binding; choline-phosphate cytidylyltransferase activity.